Molecule: messenger RNA, 1959 nt
Organism: Bradysia coprophila
Lineage: Eukaryota; Metazoa; Arthropoda; Insecta; Diptera; Sciaridae
Product: oxygen-dependent choline dehydrogenase-like
Molecular function (GO): oxidoreductase activity, acting on CH-OH group of donors; flavin adenine dinucleotide binding
Source: RefSeq, a predicted model, not a curated record
UGAAAUUUCAUUACUUUUGUUAAGAGACAUUUAAAUCGGUGAAGUUACUGGGAAGAUUUGGUUUAAAAGAAUUUUUAUAGAAACGAAAUACAAAAAUGAAUCUAUUGCCUAUCAUAUUGGCAUCGAUCACUGCAUUGAUUCACAAUUUUGCUGAUUACGACAAAGCAAAAGACUAUAGCAAAACGCUUUCGACACUGGAUGGUGAUCUAAAUUUUCCAAGAAUCACCACGUAUGACUUCAUUGUCGUUGGAGGAGGAUCGGCCGGGUCAGUCAUUGCUGGAAGACUUUCUGAAAAGUUUAAUGUUCUGCUAUUGGAAAAGGGAGGCGUUCCGGUUCCCGCCACCGAUAACCAAUUUCUGACGGCAAAUGUAGCACGCCAUCCAGCAAUAAAUUACAUAUAUUCCACAGUUCCGCAGACUCAUUGUGGUCUUGAGACCGGUGGAAUACUAAGUUAUAUCGUCGGUCGAAUGCUUGGCGGUUGUGGAUCUCACAAUGGAAAUGUGUACAACAGAGGAUCGCCACAUGACUUUGACAAUUUCGCUAAGAUUACUGGUGACGACAGUUGGACCUAUAAAAAUGUUUUGAAACAUUUUAAAAAUAUGGAACGAUAUAUCGGCACAUUAGUCAAUGAAACGAAACGAAAAGACCUGUACGGCGAUCGAGGACCAUUCACUGUUGAGUCACAAAUACAACCGAUUCAAUCGGCAUGGUUCCAAGCCGCUAAGGAACUCAAUUACCCCGUUGACGAUUGCAAUGGAUAUCAAAGAGAAAGCUUCACUCCUAUUGUAUGGACAAUCGUAAACGGCCAACGGCAAACUGCCUACAAAUCGUUUGUUAAACCAUUUGAAGAUUCGCGGAAGACGUUGACAGUCUUAACAUAUUCCGAUGUUGAACAGGUACUCAUCGAUUCAAACAAAGUGGCAUAUGGUGUUCUCUACCGACGACACGGAAUGGUCCAAAUUGCACAUGCAACUAAGGAAGUGAUUAUAAGUGCUGGAACGAUCGGCUCGCCAAUGUUGCUCAUGAAGUCAGGUGUAGGACCCAAAAAAGUGUUAGUAGAAGCCAAGAUUCCCGUUAUCAGUGACUUAAUGGGCGUAGGAAAGAAUUUUCAAGAACACGGUGACGUAGCUUUACAUUUCACAGCAAACAAGCCGAAUAAAGCAUUUUUGGAGGCAUUAGACGAGGACGAUGUGGAAACGGAACUGCAAAAAUAUUUUGGAGGAACGGGCUUUUUGACUAAUUGGAAUGCCGGUCAAGCCUAUGUUGUCUCAUCCAUUGCAAAAGCAGAUGGCGAGCCCAAUUGGCCAGACAUUCAACUGACUUUGGUUCAAAAUAAGGCCACCGCAAGUGUAGGAUUCCCUCAAAGUGUCGAUUUGUAUAUGCAUGCAACUGGUUGCCGAAUGAAAUCGAAUGGUGAGAUCGGAUUCAAUACUACUGCGUACUUGAAUGGCGAACGAGACACAUUGAAAUUGGCUGUGAUCGAUCCUCGCCUAUUUUCAGUGCCUAGUGAUGUGCAAGUGGUGGUUGAAGCCAUUGAAUUGGCCUUUAAGAUUGUGACGAACACGACACAAUUCAAGAAGAUGGACAUAGUAUGUACGGACACAACGCCCGAUAAAUGUUCCCAUUUAGUGUUUCGAUCGGCAAAAUAUUGGGAAUGUUACAUUGCCCAAAGAGGAGUUCCGUAUUGGCAUCCGACCGGCACUUGUUCAAUGGGAAAAUCCACAGAUCCCAAUGCAGUUGUCGACUCCAAACUUCGAGUUCGCGGCAUUCAACGAUUGCGCAUCGUCGAUGCUAGUGUGAUGACGAGAGUGACGAAUGCAAACACAAAUGCACCAACCAUGAUGAUUGCAGAAAAAACCUCUCAACUCAUUCUAGAUGCAUAUGCAUGCAGCAGAAAAUGAUUGGCGUGAUGAUGUACGAGAUGGACGGCGUGUAUUUUGUGAUUGAUAAAAAAUAAAA